CUCCCCCACGUGGCUAGGAGCAACUGUGUCUCGGCUGGGUCUCCGGACUCGGAGCUCGAUUCCGGAGUCGAGAUGCCGAAGGCAAAGUCGGUGACCGGCAGCCGGCGCCGGGAGCGGCGGGAGCAAACGAGUGCUGGCGGUGUCAUGUUUAAUACUGGACUUGGACAGCAUAUUUUGAAAAAUCCUCUCAUUGUUAAUAGCAUCAUUGAUAAGGCUGCCUUAAGACCAACAGAUGUGGUCCUAGAAGUUGGUCCUGGAACUGGAAAUAUGACUGUGAAACUACUAGAAAAAGCUAAAAAGGUUGUUGCCUGUGAACUUGACCCAAGGCUAGUAGCUGAACUUCACAAAAGAGUUCAGGGAACGCCCCAGGCAAGCAAACUUCAAGUAAUGGUUGGUGAUGUGUUGAAAACCGACUUGCCAUUCUUUGAUGCAUGUGUGGCAAAUUUGCCUUAUCAGAUCUCUUCCCCAUUUGUCUUCAAGCUGUUGCUGCAUAGACCUUUUUUUAGGUGUGCUAUACUUAUGUUCCAGAGAGAAUUUGCUCUCCGUUUGGUUGCAAAACCAGGAGACAAGCUAUACUGCAGACUUUCCAUUAAUACCCAGUUAUUAGCACGAGUGGAUCAUCUGAUGAAAGUUGGGAAGAAUAACUUCAGACCUCCACCAAAAGUUGAGUCAAGUGUGGUAAGGAUAGAACCUAAGAACCCACCACCACCUAUCAAUUUCCAGGAAUGGGAUGGUCUAGUGAGGAUAACGUUUGUGAGGAAAAACAAGACUCUGUCUGCCGCGUUUAAGUCGAGUUCUGUGCAGCAGCUUUUGGAAAAAAAUUACCGAAUUCACUGUUCAGUCCAUAAUAUUGCAAUACCAGAAGAUUUCAGCAUUGCAGAUAAAAUACAGAAAAUCCUAAUGGAUACAGGUUUUAGUGACAAACGGGCCCGUUCCAUGGACAUAGAUGACUUCAUUAGAUUGCUACAUGGAUUCAAUGUGGAAGGCAUCCAUUUUUCUUAGGCAGAUUAAAAAGAGGAUAUUCCAUACUUAACAAGAAACUGUAAUUUUACUUUCUUGGACUUCUGACAUAAUGAAGAAGGCGGACCUCUAUUUUUUUUAAACAAGGAUAACCACCAAACACCCUGCAGGUUUUAUGACUAAAACUUACCUUCUCAUCAUGAAAACUUUUUGGUUUUUAAAUUUUUAAAGGGCAAGUUUAUUCUGUACUUUAUAACUUUGUGUAACUUUGGGCAUGGGGUGGCCAAGUCAUUGACCCUCCAGAUCAAAUACAAUUCUUUCCAAAAGUUAAUAGCCGCAAUACACGCACAAACUUAACACAUGAACCUUUUCACUUCUAUCUGUUCCAUCUUCUGAAACAUCUUAUUUAUUGUGGUAAUUCUAUGUUUAGGGGCCUUUUCUUUUGCAUUGGGAUAGACAAGGUGUAUGUCUUUUAAAUAAAAAAUAAGCUUUUUUAUUAUUCUCUUUACCUACAGUCUUCUCCCAUUUAUCAAAUACUCAUCUCCCUUAUUCUCCUGUCAUGAACUUUUUUUUCAUUCAUUUGCAUCCUUCUUAGUUCCUUGAGCUUAGUUGCCUUUUCCAUUGAAGUGGAUAAAGCCGUAUAUUGAGAAAUAUGCAACCUGUGGGACUGAUUCUCAGUUUAUAUCCCUGAUAACAUAGUAGCUAUGUGACUUCAGGCAAGACAUGUCACCUCUGGACCUCAAAUUGCCUCACUGGUUAGAUGAGGGAAUUAAGAUUAGAUGAUUUGUAAGAUCCUUCCCAGCUAUUAAAUUUGGUGACUAACCAGGAAGUCUCAGUCACUGCACAAAAAUUAUACCCUCCAGUGAUAUGUUUAUAUGUUUUAUAUACAUGUAAAUAACAUGAAGAAAAUAAAACUACAGAUUUUUACUUGGCUUUUUAAAAAUAUUCCUGGAAAAGUAAUGUAAAAAUAUCUUAGAAGACACCUAGGAAAGACUCAACUACUUUGGUUAAAAAGGAAUUCUCUUAAGUAUUUAAGUUCAGAGGGUUAGGACUGAACCUGUGAUUUCAUUAGUAUAGGAAAGUCCUAGGUGAGAAAAGUCCCUUGCAGUUUUAGAAGAUUUACAGCAGCUAGGACCAUUAAUUUAAUGGAAAACUGCUGUAGUGGAUCAUUAUUUAUAUGACAGCACAGAAAAUAGCUAAACCUAAAAUUUAAGACUUUUUAUAUAUCUAACUUUAUGGAAUCCCAGAUUUUUUCUACUUACUUUACAUGCAGCAUAUGGAAGUUGGUCCCCUUACUUCCAAUUGUCUUGAAUAGUCAACAUCUAUGGUGUCCAGAUUAAAUUUGCUUUAUGAAGCAGUUAGUGUCUCUUGGCUAAUAUAAAUUAGCUAACUUAUAUUAGCCAAGAAACAUUAGCUAACCAAUAAAGCUAAUGUUGGCAACAUCCAUAAUUUACAGCAUUUUUUUUGAAUUGUAAAUUGCACGAAAAUAAGGGCUUUUUAUAAGCCUGUUCUCAGAAUCUUAAUGUUCAUAUGGGUAGUAGAUCCAUACUUAAACGAUAGAGCCAUGUGCCUAGUUUUCAACCUUAUUUUAAAUAUGUCAAGAGUAUCAUCCUUUAGAAUCAUACUGAACUCUUGUAAAUGUUUCUGUAAACUCAAAAUUUGCUUCAAACAAGACUCACCAGUUAGGCAAUCUAAACAUUAUCACUGUUAACUCAAGAGUACAGAGAUCUCCACAAAAAUAGUUACUGGAUUUGGGUAUACUUGAAUAGCUCUGGAAAGAAUAUUGGAUGGAGAGUCAGUCAUCCCUCACUGUCAUUAGCAGCAUUCACAUGGGCAAGCUUCUACUCCCUGUCAGCUUCAGUUCUGUGCACUAGCGUAUGGAUGCUUGAGUUUAGUUAUACCCUCCCACUCCCCCAUGGUAGCUAUGUUAUACUGCUGUGAAUUCAAGGUCCUUUAUUGGCAUGCUUAAGUUUUGAAGUGUCCAUUAGUAGAUUAGCCACCUAAUGAACCACAUUUCUUGCCUGACGUUCCCUGGUCUCAUCUCAUUCCCUGUAUAACAUGCUAUGAAGAGCUGAAUGUAUCCAUUGAGUUAACUCAGGUUAAAUUAGGUACAAUGGCCUAGAUUUUAUUAUUUCUUUACUGUUCUGAAAAUGCUUUAACAGUCUUGAUGAUGAGAAGGAAACCUGUCAUCAUAAUUGUGCCAUAGUAACAGUUUCUGUAAGUUAGGUAGCCUUAAACCUUUCCAUGCAAAAUUCUUAUCCCCACUUAAUGCGAAGCUAUAAAUGCAUUAAAUUAAAUAAAUUUGUCAGUUUUGAUUUAAAUGAA
This is a messenger RNA of Trichosurus vulpecula (common brushtail), 3285 nucleotides long. It is a transcript of the gene DIMT1, whose product is annotated as DIMT1 rRNA methyltransferase and ribosome maturation factor. The coding region runs from base 73 to 1002 and encodes 309 amino acids. Gene Ontology annotation, biological process: rRNA methylation. The record is from RefSeq and is a predicted model, not a curated record. Lineage: Eukaryota; Metazoa; Chordata; Mammalia; Diprotodontia; Phalangeridae. Gene Ontology annotation, cellular component: mitochondrial matrix. Gene Ontology annotation, molecular function: rRNA (adenine-N6,N6-)-dimethyltransferase activity. The transcript is spliced from 12 exons.